Glarea lozoyensis ATCC 20868 is the source of this 1173-nucleotide messenger RNA. Its product is annotated as NAD(P)-binding Rossmann-fold containing protein. The transcript is spliced from 3 exons. Lineage: Eukaryota; Fungi; Ascomycota; Leotiomycetes; Helotiales; Helotiaceae. The record is from RefSeq and is a predicted model, not a curated record. Bases 1 to 1173 code for a protein of 390 amino acids.
AUGGCGGAACGUAAAAUGUCCGAGGCUGGUCCCUCGAAACUUGCUAUUCCCCCUCCAUCAUUCCCAACACACAAUUCUCCUCGAGUGUGGUUCUUGACUUCCUCGCUGUCACCAUUGGCGGUACGCCUAAUCAGAUUACUCCUCGCUCACGGCGAUUAUGUUGCAGCUGGACUUCCACCAGCUGAGAUCGAGGAUGACGAACGGAGCGCAGAAUUCCGAGAGUUGAUAAAUGAAUGCAAAAGCGGAAAGAGAGAAAAAGAGGGAUGGAAAGACAGAAUAAGAGGAAUUCGAUGUGACGGUAGAAUCAUGGGACAAUGCGGGGCAGCAGUUGCAGAAGCCGUCGAAGUAUUUGGGAGAAUUGAUAUACUGUUAUGUUGUACAUCUGAAGCGGUUGUGGGGACUGUCGAAGAGCUCUCAACUACUGCCGCAACACAAAACCUCGUCCGGGAUCAGUUUGAAACAUUGUUUUUCGGACAAGUGAAUUUCAUCAAAGUGACACUACCACUACUUCGGGAACGACACAAUGGCCAUCUUAUGAUUCUGACCGGAAUAGGAGGCCAUAUUGGAACGCCUGGCAUGCCUAUGUUCUCCGCUGCGACAUGGGCAUUGGAAGGUUAUUGCGAUUCCCUCGCCUACGAAAUAGCGCCAUUCAAUAUCAAACUCACAAUUGUGCAACCCAACAAGGAGAUAUCAGUACUCACAAAUAAGAUAAUAUUUGCUCCCCAACUGCCUCAGUACGAAAGCCACAACAACCCAGCUCCUGGACUACGAGAUAUUCUCACAAAUGUUGUAAACAUGAACCCUGAAACACGGCUCGAAUCUCAGCCAAAUUCACCCGUGGAGGGCCAAGGCAACUCUGGUUAUGGUAAAAUAGAAUCUCGAUUUCCGCGUCUUCCGAGCGAAGCUAGGGAUCGACUUGUUAUGGAGACAGUCCACGCACUGACUGCAAUCGGUGGCCAUGAAAAUCCUCCAGCACGGCAUAUUGUUGGGUUCGAGGGGGUUGCCAGUGUCAAAGAGAAACUAAAAACUGUCAGCGAGGAGCUCGAAGACUUUGUCGAAGUCAGCUGUGCCGUGGAUAUCUUUGCUAGUGAUGUUGGCAGAGCAGCAUUGAGUGGAGGCAGUAAAAUUGAUGCACCGAAUGUUGUCCCGGGAAGAAGUGAUUCUGCUGGAUGA